CGGGUGAGGCACGACGGAUGACGGCAGAUAUGGAAUUCUGUAGUGCUUGGAGUCCGUUUAUGAUAUCCUUAUGAUUGUGUUCGAGCGUACUACUUUCCUACCACAGUGAUUCAGCUUAAAACCUCUGCUGGAGAUUCAACAGUCAUGCAGCACACAGACAUGUCUGCCGCUGGCAUUUCAACAGCACCUGUGGUCUGGGACCAGUGGCUUUGCGAGAUCGAGCAUUUUUGGCAGAAUGAGGCAAAAGAGGAGGUUGCACUGUCAUUAGCCAGAGCCUUCAACUCUGUGGCACCUCGUGACCUUCAUGCCUUUGUCCUUCACCUCUUGGACAAGAGUCAAGAUCUGCGUCGCAUGAAGCCAUCAUCUCUUGGUCUCAUCAUUUUGCAAGAGUUCUCUUGGUGGGUGCAGGAAAAAAGACAGCGGCUACCUAAGGACUUGUCCGGCAUUAUCACAGAUGGGAUGAAAUUGCAGGCUCUACGGCUUGCCACCAGCGCACACUUCAAUCUCUUUGACAUGAUAUGCAUCCUGUACCAUCUCCAAUGUGAAGGAAAUGAGUAUCUUGCCACACAUCUCAGGAUACUCUUAGCAAGGAAGCAGUUCAAAGAGGCAGGAGUGGCUGCCUAUAAACUUAAACUUCAACACUGCUUCAAAAUUGAAGAGAUUUGUCUGCCACUGAUUUUUCAAGACAAAGUGAAUUUGGUGGAGAAAUACAUGCAGGACAGCAAGAAGACCCAGGUGGAGCUGCUACAGAGACUAGAUUCUUUCUGUGCCAAGAACUUUGAUCUUCAACAAGUCAUUGCCAACUUGGAUGUUCCAGGAGUAAGGAAGGAGAAAUUGCGCCCAAAGAAUCUAAGCAAGCUAAUUGUGCGGCUGGCAAAGCUGUUUAAGCUAGACCUCGCCAUUUGUCCAAACACCAGCUUCCACAGAGAUCUAGCAGCUGUCCGGUUCCUGUUGUAUAAGAAGUAUAUUGAGCAAACUUUGGAUGCUGAGAACUGGGAUGAGCUGAUUUGCAACACGAUCCGAGACAACACGGCCCUGCAGGAAGAGUUUAUCAACCUGCUGAUGGAGUACAAUGACCCGCCAGCUGCUGCUAAGUGGGCAGUGCAUUAUGGGAUUGAUCAGAGCAAACUCGCAGCCGACGUUGCAGGAGCGAUUGAGAUGCACAAUGCAUGUCCUCCUCCCUCUGAUGAGCCAGACAACUGGGAUGUUGAUGCACUGACACCCCAGGUGCCGUUCUAUCAACUUAACCUGCCCCUUGGGAGCAUUGUCAUGGUCGAUAACUUUCAUUUACUCGAAGUGUGUGAGAGGCACAUAACUCAGGAGGACAAGCUUAUUGGUAUAGACAUGGAGUGGACACCUUGCUUUACUGCAACCCAAACCACAAGGGUUGCUAUUGUUCAGCUGGCCACCUUCAGCCGGAUCUACCUACUUGAUAUGCCAGCACUGAUGGCAAGCGAGGCUGAUAUGGUGGUAAUCUUCUUCCACAGCUUCCUUUCAAGCUCUCGGGCUCUCAAGCUCGGCUAUGGCAUCAGCGGUGAUUUCCAGAUGCUAACCAAGUCUUACCCCAGCCUCAAAGGGGCAGUUUCGGCAGUCCAGAGACUGGUGGAUCUGUGCUCCCUGACUGAGCAGAUUCUGAAAGCUGAGCCAGACUUCCUGAAGCGACCAGAAGCAUCAGAGACAGACCCCAGUAGUUCUUCCGUGAAGGGCUUGAGCGAGUUAACCCUGAUGUGUUUCGGCCGAGCUUUGGACAAGAAGGAGCAGCUCUCUGAUUGGGAGAAGCGUCCUCUGAGAUCAUCCCAACUUCAGUAUGCAGCAUUGGAUGCCCUCUGCCUGCUAGAGAUCUACUCAUUUCUGAAGGACAAAGUCCGUGAUGCUUGGUUAGACAUCAACAUGGAGCCUGCCUACCAGUCUGGGAUGGCCAAGCAACCCAAAUCCAAAAGCAAGGAACCCAAGAAACCCAGGAGUAAAGUCAUCUCACAAGGCUUCAAGAGUUCGAUACAAGGACCCAAUCAGCCACUACGUCCUGGGGAGUUUUCUGUGGUCUGUGACACCAUGUUACAGGGUCUGGGUCGGCAGCUCAGGGCAUGUGGGGUGGACACAAAGAUUUUGGACAAUGCAGAUGAGCACGAUGAAGCUGCAAAGAUUGCAGUCAGGGAAGGUCGUAUAAUUUUGACAGCCGGAACACCAUACCAGACUUUAAAAUCUCAGGUGGGUGAAGGACGAUGCCUGAGUGUGGACACAAAGUGCAACGCCAGACAGCAGGCCAUUCAGGUCUUGGAGUAUUACAAUGUACGAGUCAGCCAAGAGGAUGUCUUCAGCCGCUGCCAGGCCUGCAACAAUGAUGCCUAUGUCCAGAUAAGCAACGAAGAUAUGAGGAGGCUUUGGCUGAAAAAGAAGGAGUUACUGGGUGUGGAAGGCACUGCCACUGAGAUUCCAGUAAGCUCAGAAGGUAUUGCCGCUGAGAUUCCUCCCAGCAAGGAAGAUACUAAAGCUAAGGCUCCCUCAUCAAUUGCCCACAGUGGAUCUGCAAAAUACCUGACCAGCCCUUUACAUGAGUAUGAUUCUGAUUCUGAUGAUGAUGAUGGAGGUUUACUCCUUGAUUCGGAAGACUUUGAACAUGGCCCUGAGGACUACUAUGACAUAGCCCGCCCAACGUUUGAGGCAAAGUCCUAUGUGAAUGAAAAGGUUGUAUCGUCAAUGUUGUCAGAUGGAGCAUCGUCAGUCCCGCAAGUUGCCAAUCCAUCAUACCUUCCAACUGAAUCCACACUGUCUAAGACAACUCAUUUGACUGAUUUUCAGUUUGAUCCCUUCCUAGAAUCUACUGGAGAGGGGUUUGUGGCAGUGCCAGCAACCUCACUGAUUUUGAGGAGGUCCAAUCCACAUUACAAGCCACCAGUUGAUUGUGACCUUCAGGAGACCAUUAACUUUGACACGGUGACUGUUGGAAAUAACGUCCCACUUCAGGUUGAACACAUCAGAGGAGAAAUCUUGCAAAAGGUUCAAAACUUCUUCUGCUGUUCUCGCUGUGGCAAGACCUUUUGGGAAGGGACGCACUUCGAUCGAGUGGUCUCUCAAUUUUCUGACAUUUUAGACUUGUCAAGUGAGCCUAAUGUAUAGUCCACUUGCAUUUAGAGAAAAGAUCUUUCCCUGAAGCAGUCUUACCUUUGAGUUCUUAGUGAAAUAAUUACAGAUUUGAAAAGAUGUAUAUUGUGGAUCGAUCAUUGCAUUUUAAAUCAACUGCUUCUUCAAAUAAAAGUAAAAUGAUAUUUUGUACUAAAUGAUUCCAAAGCUUUGUCAGUUUUAAGUUAGAAAUAUACCGCACACUGGUAUGCAAUCAGUGACAAUUUGCCAUGAUAGUUUUUAGCUCUGUCUGCAAUACAAACAAGUUGUAAAUAAGGCCAUAUGUUCUGUUCUGUUCUGUUCUGUUGUUCUUGCCACUGUUUUUUAUUAAUGUGAUUGAUUGGGAUAUCUCUUAUUGUUCCAUGGGUCAGGCUAUUGUUUUUACCUUCAAAAGAGAUACAAUUACAGUGAGUUUGCAUUUGCACUUAUGUUGAUAGUUACAUGCAUAUGAGACCCCAAUCUUACAGUCGCCCAAGUAAUUUCUGAUUAAAAGCUUUUAAAAGAAUCAUUUAAAAUUGGAACCCUCAACAUUUUUACCAGAAUGCCAACCUGGGCGAUACAUCUGAAUGAAGAGCUCAGUUUCUUAUUUCUAUACGCGCUAAACAGAAUUUCUGGGAAAAAGUGGCCUUUAAAACUCAUGAUGUUGGAUGUGGUCGGGUAUAUUUUUUAACUUGUCUUGAUAUUUCAGUCAGUUUGACAUGACAUGACCUGACAUCACUGAACAAAAUUCAAGCUCAUCGUUUAAGAUGUUGGCACAGCUGACUUUCGUGCCAAGUUCUUUUAAUUCAAUAACACAGGUUUUGGAGCCUAAGUGAGGGUUUUUCAGGAAUGAGUAACAGAGAAUUGGAAAUAUGCAGUUAGUAAUAUUUCCCUGCCACAUAGCCUGAGCAUAUUAGCAUGUGAAUCAUAUUUCAUGUCAAAUACGGAUAGUGUCAAGGUCACUUUUACAAGCUUGACACACUCUGCCCUUUGACCAUUUAAAUAACAGUUAUCGUGUGAUGUAGUAAUGAUGUAUGAUUAUUAAUGCUAUUUUCUUUUUUUAAAAAACAAUGACAAUUUUCUCAAAUUUUCAUUCCUUCAACCUUUUUUCAAGUCUAAUUGUGUUAAGUUGGACUCUGAAGGGUGCUGAUUAAUUAACAGUCACAUAUGCAUGUUAAGAAUUUUCAUAAGCGGCUUAGCUUUCAAAAUUAUAAGUCUGUACCCAGAGAUGUUACUUCAAUUUUGUAAUGAAUGAAUAGACAAUGGACAUUGUACCAAAAAGUCGAAUUUCAUUUUUGGGGAGGGUUUUAUGCUUAUAAUAAAUAAAAUGUGACUUGGAUACAUA
Molecule: messenger RNA, 4444 nt
Organism: Acanthaster planci (crown-of-thorns starfish)
Lineage: Eukaryota; Metazoa; Echinodermata; Asteroidea; Valvatida; Acanthasteridae
Product: exonuclease mut-7 homolog
Biological process (GO): nucleobase-containing compound metabolic process
Molecular function (GO): nucleic acid binding; 3'-5' exonuclease activity
Source: RefSeq, a predicted model, not a curated record